This is a messenger RNA of Myxozyma melibiosi, 1083 nucleotides long. RefSeq lists its product as uncharacterized. Bases 50 to 994 code for a protein of 314 amino acids. Lineage: Eukaryota; Fungi; Ascomycota; Lipomycetes; Lipomycetales; Lipomycetaceae. Gene Ontology annotation, molecular function: SUMO-ubiquitin ligase activity. The transcript has a single exon. The record is from RefSeq and is a predicted model, not a curated record.
ACAUCCUCUACAUCUACAACAUACAUUCAUGCACUGCUGAUACUCCAUAAUGUCAAACAGCCUGGGCAUAAACGCAGGCCGCCCCACGCCCCCCUCAGACAUCUCCCACCCCCCUCCCUCUCCCCACCGCGACACCCCCACCAGCGCCUCGCCCACGUCCACCGACGCAAGAUCAUCCCACCGACCGCUUCCGCAGCCCCUCACGACAGCCAGGCAGAGCCUGCAGGGAGCUCACUCCAGAAGCGCGUCUCUGGGAAGCACAAGGCCGUCUGUGCAGCGGCUGCAUGAAUGGGCUGCUGCGAGUAGGAGUAAUAGUAGCUCGUGGUCGCCGGCAAGAUCGUCGUCUGCUGAGAGCGCACGGCAGAUACAGUUACCGCCACAGAUUCUUCAAGCGGACCUGCGCAGACGGACCCCGUCAGUUGUUGACGUUGACACCGACGUCAGUGUUGAGGCGCGGAAUACAAGCACUGCGGAACCCACCCGACCAUCAUCCAGUGCUGAUCUAGUCGACCUCGACGACGAAGACGCCAUACAACCAAGAGCGAAGCGCCAGCGCUUCAACCCAGCCGACAUCAUUGAUCUCGACGGCAGCGACUCAGACCCUCUAUUCCCAGACGACUCAGACCAAGACGACGAAGCCGAAGACGAAGACGACAACGACGACGACAACGAACAGAGCGCAGAACACAAAGAAUGGCAACGCAAACAACUCGAGAAACCCACAGAAAGCUCAACCCUCCUGAGCGACCUCAACUGCGUCAUCUGCUUCGACCAGCCUGACGUCCUAACGCUGACACCCUGCGGCCACAUGUUUUGCAUGGACUGCAUCUGGCGCGCUCUCUGCACCGGACCUAAAGUCACGCCUACGGGCGGCGAAUGCCCGAUUUGCCGCCGAAAAGUACAUUAUAAGAAACUGCUGCCGCUGCAGAUGAGACUGGCGGAUGAGGAGCUGGAUGAGCUCGAUGAGGUAGAGGGUCCUCAAGCGAAUGAUUAGCACUAGCAUUUUGGCAGAAGCAUGGGUUUUACUAUAUGAUAUUUACGGAGUUUGGGGAAGUGUACAGCAUUCAUAUCUCUAUUCGGUGU